Molecule: messenger RNA, 1219 nt
Organism: Kockovaella imperatae
Lineage: Eukaryota; Fungi; Basidiomycota; Tremellomycetes; Tremellales; Cuniculitremaceae
Exons: 5
Coding region: 59-1219 (386 amino acids)
Source: RefSeq, a predicted model, not a curated record
GAUGAUGAUGAUGAUGAAGAUGAUGAUGAAGACGACAACUAUCAUGUAGCAUCGAGCCAUGGCGGAGGGGAUCAAUAAGAAGAGUGUUCCGCUGACACAUCCCACUCAUGUUCAAGAUAUCAUCGCAGCUCCACUCGAGGAGAAUGACAUCGAACUAUUCAUGUCCAAUUUGGGGGACUAUGUCAACGCAGCGAGUGUACCUUCAAUCCGACAUAUCCAAUUCUUAUUCUACCUCUCGCUCUUCCCUCCUGCCGCGCCACUCAAGCCGAGCCCGUUAUUCCUCCUCAAACGACUAUUAGCAUGUCACUCGCCUGUAACCCUGUCGGUGGCUUCCCCUGUACCAUCCUAUGGAUCCCAGGUACCGGUAUAUGCAAACUGGCACGUCGAUACGGGCAUACAGAUGGAGCGCCAGACGAUGAAGCUAUUGAAGCGUUGUCGAGCGGGCGUCUGGGAUCUGUUUUGGGUGUCUGUUGAGGAGGAAGACAAGGUGGUCAGCGAUACCGCUUGGGAACUGAUAGGGUGGUGUGUCGAGCUAUGGGAGAAGGAUCAGGCAGAGUCUGAGGAUUCCUUUUCCGCUCUGUUUGUGGCGCAACUUGGGGGUCCAUCACCCGACUUGGCCAAAGACAAUGCCUCAUCUAUAGUCGAUAUUACCAGGUGUGCAUUCGAGGAAUCUGGUGCUAGUCUGAGUCAGAUGAGACGGAUAGAGCUGGCCGCGAGGAUGUUCGCCUUGCUUAUCAAUGCGACUACAGUCUCACCACCUCGGUUCCAUCCGCCUUCCCUGUCGCUCACCUUCCUACCUCUCUUCCGAUCCGCCCUGGGCCCUGAGCAUAUUUCGAUGUUCUUGUCCAUUCUUCAGCCCCGAACUCCGCACUACGUCCUCGCACAUAUCUACACCAUCGCGCUCGAAGAGCUCGCCGGUUGUCGUAUCUCUCGCGCCAGGUCGAGAAAGCUGCGGGGAUCAACGGAUGACUUUGAUUACAGCUUUGGAGCUCUCGCCCCGCCAACUGUCACGUUUCUCCUGGGCGAUCUUCUGCUUCUCCCUCCGAGACCAGAUCAAGAUAAUCGAAUGGCAGUCAUCAAACUCGCUCUGGUCGGCAUUAUGCUUGGGCAGUACCCAGGAGCAGAGGCUUGGCUCGUUUCCCCCGACACUCUCGAAAGGCUCAAAGAGACCAAUCCAGAUUCAAUCAUCAUUACCCUUCUCCAGCAUGCCCUACAUUGA